AUGACUGAGAUUUCAGCCAGAGGUACUGACCAAAAUUCUUUUGAUGAUUCUAAAGAAGUCAGCCCAAGUAAUUUGCUUGAAGCUGAGGACAAUUACUACAAAAUGUUCUUGAAAGAUUAUGCAAAUGAUUGUAUGUAUUUUGAUAAGGAAGUUGAUUUCACAUCCCAGUUGAUAAAAGAAACGAAUAAAGAGAUCCCAAAGCAU
Messenger RNA from Funneliformis mosseae, 204 nucleotides. The record is from the annotation of a GenBank genome assembly. NCBI's taxonomy places the organism in Eukaryota, Fungi, Glomeromycota, Glomeromycetes, Glomerales, Glomeraceae.